Messenger RNA from Propithecus coquereli (Coquerel's sifaka), 3084 nucleotides. It is a transcript of the gene AGBL1, whose product is annotated as ATP/GTP binding protein-like 1. NCBI's taxonomy places the organism in Eukaryota, Metazoa, Chordata, Mammalia, Primates, Indriidae. Gene Ontology annotation, biological process: C-terminal protein deglutamylation; protein side chain deglutamylation; proteolysis. The transcript has 24 exons. Gene Ontology annotation, molecular function: zinc ion binding; metallocarboxypeptidase activity. The coding region runs from base 1 to 3084 and encodes 1027 amino acids. The record is from RefSeq and is a predicted model, not a curated record.
AUGAUUAGCAAGGGUGGCAGUGAGGCCCUUCUGCAGACCUUGGUGGACACAGCGAGGACAGUGCCUCCAGACUAUGACAUCCUCCUGCCUCUCUUCCGGCUGCUGGCCAAAGUUGGCCUAAGAGAUAAAAAGUUUGGCCAGAAGGCGCUGGAAUUGGAAGCACUUGAUGUGACAUUGAUUCUGGCCAGGAAAAACCUGUGUGAUAGCCAGAACCUCCUCCACUGUCUCUGGGCCCUGCGUGUGUUUGCCUCCAGCGUUACCACAGGAGCCAUGCUGGGAAUUAAUGGAGCGAUGGAACUGAUACUUGACAUCGUUACUCCUUAUACCCAAAAGCGUACCCGAACGAUCAGGGUAGCCACUGAAGUUUUGGCAGCAUUGCUGAAAUCCAAGUCUAACAGCCGCAGGGCGGUGAACAGAGGCUACGUCACCAGCUUGCUCAGGCUGCAUCAGGACUGGCACAGUCAUGACACAGCCAACACCUACGUUCUGAUCCGCCGGGGCUUCCUGCUCUGCCUCAGGCACAUUGUCACCCUCCGCUCGGGCAGGGAGGCCUUCCUGGCAGCCCAGGGCAUGGAGAUCCUCUUCAGCACUGCACAGAACUGCCUAGAUGACAAGAGCGUGGAGCCCGUCAUCUCCGAGGCAAUUCAGAUCCUGAGGCAAUGCUACCCAAAGAGUCCCCUUCCUUUGGUCACAGCCAGCAGUGCUUAUACCUUCCCAGUCCCUGGGAGCAUCACCCCCGAACCUCCACGUGAUCUAACUGAAGAGGAUUUUGAGGAUGACGGUGAUGAAGAGGGGGACAGAGGCUCAAACUCUGAAGACGUGAAGGAAGAAGAUGACGACCUGGAAACAGACGUGGACAAGCUGAGUUCCAAACCUGGUCUUGACCGACCUGAAGAGGAACUGAUGCAAUAUGAGGCAAUGUGUUGUGAGCUCUCCUGUAGCUUCGAGGAACUGGAGUCCCAAUUUGAAGAUAAUGGGAACUCUGGAGAGAUUCAGUGCGCCAAUCACCACAUUCCCGCUGCUGCUUCCUCGAAGCAGCAUUGCUUGAGUAAAGACCAAAGCUCCAGGGGGCAGGGAAGAGAAGAGACAGCCCAGACUUCCCUUUUGCACAUGGUGAAGAUGGGGAGGUCCGCUGUGCAUCUGGCCUCCAGAAAAAGGCCUGUAGUGAACCCAUACCAAAACGUACAGUCCAACGAUCUUGGGAGAGAUUCUUCUGGAAAUGAAAUCCCUAACACUCAGGCUUCCCUGAAAGAGGAUGCCAGGGACUUAGAUGCGAUUUUCUGCUCAAGGAUGACUGCCUUCUUCUCCAACUCCACGAGGCCCAGAGAAACAGCUGCAGUAAUAGAUAAGCUUCUGCAGACACACCCAAAGCGUAUACCUUUCCAUGAUCCUUAUCUUUAUAUGGCCAAAGCCAGAAGAACCACAUCUGUGGUGGACUUCAAGACAAUGGCAAUUCCUGACCUCUGGGGACACUGUCCACCUCCCUCUUCCCAGUGCAUGUUGGAACGCAAACGUGGAGUCCAAAGGAUCAAGAUAUUAGAGGAUGUCCGGAGACUUAUCCAGCCAAUUGAUGUUGUCAAUAAAGUCGUCUUCAGUUUAGAUGAGCCUCGGCCUUUGCAAGAUACGGCUUCUAAUUGCUUAAGGUUCUUCUCCCAGUUUGAGUCAGGAAAUCUUCGCAAAGCCAUCCAAGUGCGUGAGUUUGAGUACGACUUGUUGGUCAACACCGAUGUGAACGGCACCCAGCACCAGCAGUGGUUCUACUUUGAGGUGAGCGGUAUGCGUGCAGCCAUCCCUUACCGCUUCAACAUCAUCAACUGUGAGAAGCCCAACAGCCAAUUUAAUUAUGGGAUGCAGCCAACCCUGUAUUCCGUGAAGGAGGCUCUUCUUGGCAGACCCACUUGGAUACGGACAGGCCAUGAAAUCUGUUAUUAUAGAAAUCAUUAUCGCCAGAGCGCAGCUGUCACAGGCGGAGCAUCCGGGAAGUGUUACUAUAACCUCACCUUUGCCGUCACCUUCCCGCACAGUGAGGAUGUCUGCUACCUGGCCUACCACUACCCCUACACCUACACAGCCCUCAUGACUCACCUUGACAUCCUGGAGAAAAGCGUCGACCCCAAGCAGGUCUACUUCCGGCAGGAGGUUCUCUGCCAGACGUUGGGUGGAAAUCUGUGUCCAUUGGUAACCAUCACAGCCAUGCCUGAGUCCAACAGCACUGACCAUCUAGAGCAGUUCCGACAUCGUCCAUAUCAGGUGAUCACUGCCCGAGUUCAUCCAGGAGAGAGCAAUGCCAGUUGGGUGAUGAAGGGGGCCUUGGAGUUCCUGGUUAGCAGUGAUCCUGUGGCAAGGCUUUUGAGGGAAAACUUCAUUUUCAAGAUCAUCCCCAUGCUCAACCCAGAUGGUGUCAUCAACGGCAAUCACAGAUGCUCACUGAGAGGGGAAGAUUUGAACAGACAGUGGCUGUCUCCCCAAGCCCAUCUCCAGCCAACCAUCUACCAUGCCAAAGGACUCCUCUACUACCUGGGCAGCAUUGGUCGGAGUCCCAUGGUUUUCUGUGAUUUCCAUGGCCACUCCCAAAAGAAAAAUGUGUUCCUUUAUGGUUGUAGCAUCAAGGAGACCUUGUGGCAAGCAGAGUGCACGGUGGGCACAUCUACUCUCCUGGAGGAUGUCAGCUACAGGACUCUUCCCAAAAUUCUUGAUAAGCUAGCACCAGCAUUCACAAUGAGCAGCUGCAGCUUCCUCGUGGAGAAAUCUCGAGCCUCCACGGCCCGGGUGGUGGUGUGGAGAGAGAUGGGGGUGUCCAGAAGCUACACCAUGGAAAGCAGCUACUGUGGCUGCAACCAGGGCCCAUACCAGUGCACUAAACUUCUGAGAGAAAGAACAAAACAAAAGAAGAGCCAUCCAUCAACUGGCCUACAAGGUCUCCAGUUUGGUACCAGAGAACUGGAGGAGAUGGGAGCCAUGUUCUGCUUGGGCCUCCUCAUCUUGGAACUCAAAUCUUCGAGCUGUAGCCAUCAGCUCCUGACUCGAGCUGCAACUCUGCUGAAUGCUGAGGAAGAGGCUCUGGACCACCACCUCCAGAGGUAA